CUAUUCAUUGAAAUAGCUGUAAAAAAAGAGUCGUUGCUGUUGGUAAGCAUAGCCCCCCUUUGCGCACAGGCGCAGUAACGUAAACAUAUUCGGCUUCCGUUUAUUCGCUGGCAAGAUUAUUUAAAAUAAUAGAGAAUCUAGGACUAGAUACAAGAGACUUGACUAGAUCUAGAAUAUUAAUCUAGAUUUAGAUCAUCUGGUCUAGAGACCUGGUGUCUGUCUUAUUGACCAAUUCAUUGAUUAUGCUGGACUUAUAAAAUAUUUAAAAAGUGUGUUUUAGUAACUAUGUCCUACACAAAAGUCUCGCCACCUGUGUCACCUACACCGACACUGUCACCUUUUUCAAGUAGAUCUAGUAGCAAUGGCAGUACAGCCUCACAGAAACGAGAAUCACAUCUUACUGCAACUGCAAAAAGGCAGAAAUAUUUUAGACGUCUGCUUAAGUUCCGACAGAUGGACUUUGAAUAUGCAUUCUGGCAAAUGAUUUAUCUUUUUAUAUCUCCACAAAAAGUUUACAGAAACUUUCAAUACAGAAAACAAACAAAGGAUCAGUGGGCCAGAGAUGAUCCAGCAUUUCUUGUUUUACUUACAUUUUGGCUUUGUGCCUCUUCCAUUGGUUUCACAUUAGCUUUAAAUCUUGGCAUUCUUGGAUUUAUCAAAUUUCUAUUGUGGGUGAUAUUUGUGGAUUGUAUUGGAGUUGGUCUGUUGAUAGCUACUCUCUUCUGGUUCAUAAGUAAUCGCUACAUGUUGAUCAAUCCACCUAGAGGCCAAGAUGUGGAGUGGGGUUAUGCUUUUGAUGUGCAUCUCAACGCUUUCUUUCCCCUGCUUAUGAUCUUACAUUUUUUCCAGCUACCAUUUCUAACUUUUUUUAUCAACAAAGAAAUGUUUCUGUCAAGAUUUUUUGGCAACACAUUAUGGUUGCUGGCCAUUGGUUAUUAUAUCUACAUCACAUUUCUGGGCUAUAGUGCUCUGCCAUAUUUGAAAAACACAAGAACGCUGUUGUUCCUGAUGACUGGAGUUUUGCUUAUUUACAUCCUUUCACUGAUACUUGGUUGGAAUUUUAGCUGGGGGCUUUCACAGUUUUAUCAUGAUAGAGUGAUGGAUAGUGUUUGAUCAAUCAUAGACUCUGUUUUCUUUUAUUCGUAUAUUGAAAAUGUCUGUACAUGUUUCACACACACACACAAAUAAUUCUAAAAAGGAACAAAUAACAAUGAAAGGAACUUCCAUUCUAGACUUCAAUCUGAUUCAUACAUUAGUGCUGAUAUUUGAGUCAACAUAAAUAAAGAAAUAAAAAUAAAUACAUCUAUAUAUAUAAUACUGACCCUUUUAUGUUUGACCAAACAAGAUGAAUUUAUGAGUGAUUACAGUGAAGUAAUUUAAAAGAAAAAAUAUUUAAAAAAUGUUUUUCCCCUGUUAUAAAUUGUAUAAAUCUUUUAUUGUAUGUUGAGAAAAUGAAAAAAGUUUGCCUGAAUGAAAAUGUAGCUGUUGUGACAGUGUUUGAGAAGAUGAUGUUUGGUUGGAUGAAUGUUUUGAUAAUUGUACAUACUAACUUACUAUGUUCUGUACAUUAACUACAGCUAAAAUAUUUAUAAGUUUCUUUGUACAUAUUGAUAGUAUUUCUUAUGCAAUGUUCAUUUUAUUUCAAUAGACAUGCUUUUCUGACAGUAAUAUCACAUAAUUUAGGAAAUCUGAAAAAUGUACUUUUGUUUUAUUACCUAAAAUUUUUUAUAUUUUUGAACCAAUAAAUGUGGGUAUUCAAGUAUUCAUACAAAAUUGGUAGUUUGUUGUGUCCUAUGUAUAAUAAACAUAUGGCUAAUGCA
Biomphalaria glabrata is the source of this 1820-nucleotide messenger RNA. Its product is annotated as protein unc-50 homolog. Lineage: Eukaryota; Metazoa; Mollusca; Gastropoda; Planorbidae. The record is from RefSeq and is a predicted model, not a curated record. The coding region runs from base 286 to 1113 and encodes 275 amino acids. Gene Ontology annotation, cellular component: Golgi membrane. The transcript has 9 exons.